Necator americanus (New World hookworm) is the source of this 849-nucleotide messenger RNA. RefSeq lists its product as uncharacterized. The coding region runs from base 1 to 849 and encodes 282 amino acids. The record is from RefSeq and is a predicted model, not a curated record. The transcript has a single exon. NCBI's taxonomy places the organism in Eukaryota, Metazoa, Nematoda, Chromadorea, Rhabditida, Ancylostomatidae.
AUGAAAUCACUUUCCUGGGAAGAAAAGGGCAUACGUGUUGAUGGAAGAUUUCUCUCAAACUUUCGUUUCGCGGACGACAUCGUUCUCUUUUCGAGCAGUACCGGUGAAGCAGAAACGAUGCUGAACGAACAGAACGAAGCAGGGAAGAGAAUAGGACUGCGAAUAAACAGAAAGAAGACACAGUUCAUGAAGAACGCCUACUGCGAGGACGGAGGAGUACAACUUGAAGGCUCCCAAAUCGUGGAAACUUCGUCAUACGUAUACCUCGGAUGUUCUAUGAACAUGGAAAACGACUUGAAGGAAGAAGUGAAUAGAAGAAUGAGAGCAGCAUGGGCAGCAUUCGCAGCCGUCAGGGAAGCUACGGACCAACUGACGGGCCAAGAUCUUCGUGCCCAUCUGUUCGACUUGACAAUUCUUCCAGCGCUCUGUUACGCAGCGGAGACGUGGGCAGACACCGCUGCCACGUCUAGGAAGCUGCUUACUACUCACAGAGCCCUUGAGAGGUGCCUUCUAAAGUUUAACCGGCGCACACAACACCUGCACGGUCUUCGCAGCUUCGACUUAAGAGGACUGUCCCGUCUUCGCAACCCAGCGGAAUAUGUAUCGAAAGCAAAACAUAGAUGGGCCGGUCACAUCAUGAGAAGAAUCGACGAUAAAUGGACUAAAAGAAUGCUAGAGUGGAUCCCUGGAGAUGCUAAACGCCCUCGAGGGACCGCCAACGAGGUGGUGUUCGCUACACGGAUGGACCAGCUGAGAGCUCCGCUGGAUAUGACUCAGGGAACUCGUCAACGUCACUCACGAAGCUUGAGAACAUCUUGGAUGACAAUGGCGAGGGAACGAAACGAGUGA